Messenger RNA from Prorocentrum cordatum, 1506 nucleotides. The record is from the annotation of a GenBank genome assembly. Lineage: Eukaryota; Dinophyceae; Prorocentrales; Prorocentraceae.
GUUUUUCUUUCGAACUGCCAGCUUUUUCCGGCCAUUGGCACGCGGCCCCACCCCGCUGUGCUCCUCACUGGGUAUACCCAUGCCCUUGUGAGGGAGCCGGCCCCCCCCCCCCCCCUCGGCGCGGCAGCGAGGCCGCCACGCCCCCGCACGGCGCCGAGCCGAGCGCGGAGGGCUUCCACGACGGCCCCGUCGCGGGGCACGGGGGCCGGCUUCCCGAGGGCGCCGCCGCGGACGGCCCGCCCUCGGAGCUGCUCGGGAGCAGCAUAUCAAGGGACAGCUGGGCCGCCCCGCAGCAUUACGUGCAGCGGAUGCCGCAGGCGGGUGAGCCCCAGCUCUGCGGCCUGGACGGCGUCAUCUUCGAGCCGGCGGCGCACGUUCCAGUCUCAAACUUCUGCCACGUGGGUACGGGCCACGGAGCGUACGAGAGGGUCCAGGAUUUUCAGUACGUCGGCGAGAGGGGCGGCGAUUUUGCAAAGCAGGAGAUCACGGUGCCUUACGGCUGGCGGAUGCGGAAGUGGUUUGUCGGGCUGAUGGGUAUCCUGUGCUGCCUGGCCUUGCUCGUCCUGCUGUUCGCCCUGGUUCGGUCGGCGCUGUCUCGGGCGCAGCCGGAGGCGACCCCAGAGGCGCCGCCAGUCCCCACUCCUCCCGUGGCGCCGGCGCCGGAUUUGCCGCCGUCGCUGGACCAGCGUGCCGCGCCUGGGGGUCACUACGACUGCGACGUGGGCUGGGCCGACGGCGACUGGGAGAGCAGCUGGUCGGUGGGCAAGCGGGCCUUCUGUUGCGGCGCCCUACAAAGGGCCUGCCCUGGCGACAGCAGGAUGUCUGGCAGCAGUGUCGCAUCCGAUGAAGAGCUACCAGGCAGCAAGACUGCCACAACGACAGCAGUGCCUGCGUCGACCACCACUGCUACCACCAUUACAUCGCUGAGGUUCGACUGCAAGGCUGGGUUCGCGCGGCGGGAGAGGGGCUGGUCCGACUUGAAGAAGAGCUACUGUUGCGAGACCUUCGACGUGUGCGGGACGACGGGCACUUCCACGCCCGCGGCUCCGACGAGCGCAUCCAUGCCCGCGGCCCCGCCAGACAUGAGCGUGCCGGCGCCGCCGCCAGAUGCGGACGCAGCCUCGCCGGCAGGGCCGCCGCCGCCCCUGCCAGCUCCGCCCAAGGUGGCGCCGCCGCCGCCGCAGGCCAGCGCUCCGAAAGUUGCAUGGAUGUUUGGACGGGAGCGCUGCCCUUCUUCGCGGACCUGUCGGCCGAGCAGAAGCAGGCCGCCGGGGACGCGCCUGGCCCCGCGGCGGCUCUUGGGCCCGCCCUGCCCGAGCCCUUCGACUGCGACUUCGGGCGCGGCGGCAACGCCGUGGAGGGCUGGUCGGGCUGGAAGAGGACGUGGUGCUGCGAGAACACCGGCAGCGGCUGCGGGGCAGCGGCGUAGAGGGGGCACUGGCGGGCCCCAGCGGGGUUCGCGGGCCUGGCGCGUUCUGCCCUGUGGGGGCCCUUGGGGGUGGAAGG